AUGACCAUGUCCGAGACAUCCGUCUUCGACAUCGACUAUCCCUUUCCCGACCUCGACCCCGCUCGAGCACGCGAGUCACUCCGCUUCGCUGCUGCGGAGCUGUCAGAUCGAGGUCUGGCCUCUUCCUCCAGAUGGACGCUCGAGCUGCUUCAAUCGGUCCCCUACACCGCUGCCACAAACGAGGGGCUACUUCAGUCGAAACCCGAUCGCCUGGACAGUUCGGCACUAGCUACAUCCACGCCUGCGGCGAAACGACCCUCUCAUGCUCGACAACUCGUUCCAGAGCACUCGACGCCAGCGCUCGGCAUGCACCAGCGCAUGUCGGUCGAGCCUGGCACUGAGAACGAGUCGCUAGAAGGCGUCUCCGGAAGGUUUGCAGCCAGUUCUUUUGCCUCAUCGCCUCUCGCCAGCCAUCGUCUCGGUCACGUGCUGUCCCCGAGACUCGACGCGGAUACCUCCCUUAUCACGGUGGAUAGUGAGGAUGGAGACGCUCCGGGAUCUGCGCACGUACACUGGCAGUCGAACACCAACUCGGUCGACUACUCCCCUGGCGCAUCACAGCAACGUCUCGGUAGCGCGUCGUCUGCGGCGUCCGUUCUCGAAGAGGAAACGUAUCUCUUAGCGAAGAGCCACUUUGACCAACACCAACUCGAACGCUGCAUCUGGGUGCUGGAGAGCAGUAAGAGCUCGUCCGAUAAGGCACGCUUCUUGCGCCUCUACGCUCGCUUCUUGAUGUCCGAACGCAAGCUGGACGAGCACGGCAUGAUCAUCCCCAAGCCAACCGGAACACUGCCCGCCACCUCACCGAGCUUGAUCUCCAUCCUCAAAGACCUCAUCGACGCAUCCGACCCCUUUCUCCUCUUUCUCAAAGGAGCGAUCCUUCGCAAGCUCAAUCGACCGAUCGAAGCGAUGGACUGCCUCCUCCGUUCUGUGCAGAGCUUUGCGUACAACUGGGCCGCUUGGCAGGAGCUGGCAAUGACGCUCGAACCGGGCGAAGCAGACCAGAUGGCCGAUCUGCUGCCCGAGUCCUUCAUGGUCAGCUUCUUCCGCGAGUUUCUCGACCGCCACUCUGCGCAGGAAGGCGACCUUACCAUCGCGCGCAUAGACCGACUCCUCGAAUCAUUCCCACGCUCGGCAUACCUGCUCACCUGUCGCGCUCAAACCAACGUCCACCGCCUCGACUACAUCGAAGCGGAACAGGACUUCCAGGAAGCCUGGUCGCUCGAUCCGUACCGCAUCGACGGCCUGGCCGACUACUCGAAUGCGCUCUAUCUGCUCAACCGCAGCGCCGAGCUGGCCCACCUCGCGCACAAGUUCAGCUCGUUCGCCAAGGACCGUCCCGAGGUCUGCUGUCUGGUCGGCAACUACUACAACCAGCGUGGCGACCAUCACCGCGCCAUCGAGGCGUUCCGCCAUGCCCUUCGCCUUGAUGCCGGUUGCGUCCCUGCCUGGAUCCUCCUCGGCCACGAAUACAUCGAGCUGAAGAACUCGCACGCUGCGGCAGAAAUGUAUCGACGAGCGCUCAAGAUCAUCCCGCGCGAGUACCGCGCGCUGUACGGCCUGGGCCAAAUAUACGAGCUCACCGGCGCCUACACGUACGCCGUCAACUACUUUCAGAAGUGCGCCGCGAUCCGACCGUACGACGGACGGAUGUGGUCGAGUAUGGGCGUCUGCUAUGAUCAGUUGGGACGCGCACAGGAUGCCAUCUCGUGCUUCAAACGAUGCUUGGCAUGUCGGCUCAACCAAGGCGAUACAGUGGCGGGACUCAACAGGAUCAUCGAAGUGUACGAGAAGGCGCGCGACUUUGAGGCCGCGGCUUCGUAUCACAGGCGGCUGGUGCAGGUGGUCGACCGCGCUUCGACGGGCGCCGAGUCCAACGUCGUCGCGCGCUACGCCAGGUCGUACAUUAUCGCAGCCCGAUGGGAGAUGGGCGAGAUUGGUUCGAAAGCAGCUCAGCAGCAAGCAGCCGACGAGAUGGAUGAUGCCGAGCCAGAAGGUCCCAAGGUGGGCAACCUGGCACUGGCCAACGACUAUCUGCAGAAGGUCAUCGCCGCGGGGACGGAAAUGACGGACAGCGCAGAGAUCUUGCUCAAGCGCUUGGCGUUUCUGCGAGAUUGA
This is a messenger RNA of Kalmanozyma brasiliensis GHG001, 2118 nucleotides long. Its product is annotated as Cdc23. NCBI's taxonomy places the organism in Eukaryota, Fungi, Basidiomycota, Ustilaginomycetes, Ustilaginales. Gene Ontology annotation, cellular component: anaphase-promoting complex. Gene Ontology annotation, molecular function: protein binding. The transcript has a single exon. Bases 1 to 2118 code for a protein of 705 amino acids. Gene Ontology annotation, biological process: cell division. The record is from RefSeq and is a predicted model, not a curated record.